AUGGACGCCGCAAUCUCUCCCCUCGAGCGUGCUUUCAACACCUUUUUGACGACCAUGCCACCAGAGCAGCUGGAGGAGCUUCUGCAGUACCUCCAAGACACCAAGGCUCAGGAAAACAAUGGUCUGCAGCUCCCAGAUUCAACUCCUGCCACUGGUGCAAACUACGCUUUGGACAAUCAUCGCGGUGCUGCCGUUCCAGUUGCCGCAACUUCUCGUUCCCUGGUUACUCGUGCCAAACGCACCCAGGAAGGAAAGAAAAGACCUCUUAACAGCUUUAUCGCGUUCAGAAGCUUCUACUCUGUCAUCUUUCCGGACCUCACCCAAAAGGCCAAGUCGGGCAUUCUUCGCUUCUUGUGGCAGAAUGACCCUUUCAAGGCCAAAUGGGCAAUCCUCGCGAAAGCGUACUCCAUCAUCCGCGAUGAUCAUGGGAGCGAGGUUUCUUUGGAUCAGUUCCUGGAAAUUACUGCCAAGUUUAUCGGUCUGUUCGAACCCACUCGCUACCUCGACGCGAUGGGUUGGCAGUUGAACUUCGAUGCCCAGCAGCAAUACACAAUGGCUAAAGUCAAAAUCACAACUAUCCCUGAAGCCGACGUUUCUACCAACUACUCGGUUGACGACGUCGUGAAACACUGCUAUGAUACUGGCUACGUGUCUGAGAAACCACGCAAGCACACCGCAAGUAACGGCAACAAUACUUCCACCAUGGCCUUUGCUGCUCAGCCAGCUUUCGUUGUCAAAGCGGAGAACGGCAUUCAGAUCACUGGCGACGAUGCUAUUGUGACUGACGAUGCCUUCGGAACUCCUGAAGUGGAAUUCCCAUCUCCUGAAGAGACAGAUGGCACUCAGACUCCUGAUCCUGUCGAGGCAGAACCACUUGUCGACAACUACCCUUUGGCUUUCAUGAAUGUACCUGGCGUGCCUGACGGUCAGCAGCUUGAACUUGAACUCUUCCAGGGCAAUGACUUCGAUCUCAACAUGCAACUCCCAUUUAUCGACGCCUUGCCAUUUGAUCUAGCUGCCGCAGAUCCCUUUCCGCUGAACUAUGACCCACUGGAAGAGCCUCCUUUUGGCGUCUUUGACAUGGAUCAAUACAUCAACGUCUGA
This is a messenger RNA of Aspergillus pseudoviridinutans, 1104 nucleotides long. RefSeq lists its product as uncharacterized. The record is from RefSeq and is a predicted model, not a curated record. Gene Ontology annotation, molecular function: DNA binding, bending. Lineage: Eukaryota; Fungi; Ascomycota; Eurotiomycetes; Eurotiales; Aspergillaceae. Gene Ontology annotation, cellular component: nucleus. The coding region runs from base 1 to 1104 and encodes 367 amino acids. The transcript is spliced from 2 exons. Gene Ontology annotation, biological process: positive regulation of mating-type specific transcription, DNA-templated.